AUGUUGUCAGUGGAGGAAAUAAGCACUUUCCAAACACUUAGAAGCUGUCUCCAUCUCCUGAGGUUCCAGGCCAGGAGGGGAACCCAGCAGUCAGGGGAAAGAGCAUUUGCUUCUGCUGUGGGUUUCAAGUUUCUGGGAAAACUUGACACAUGUCCAGAAUCUUCAGAAGGAGUGGAGGUGGUGAUAUACAGAUUUUAUUGUGAAGAGAUCAGUGCUGUGGCUUUGGGCAUGGCGGUGCCCCUAGAGUCUGCAGCCUGCUCCCUCUCCUUGAGCGCAGAGCAGCCCUCCUCCCCUCUCCGUUCAAAUCCUCCCUGGCUCUCAGGGCCCAGCGCAGGCACCGCGUCCAUUGUGGUGAGGAUGCAAGACUGGGAUCUUGUUUGA
Messenger RNA from Rangifer tarandus platyrhynchus (Svalbard reindeer), 381 nucleotides. Lineage: Eukaryota; Metazoa; Chordata; Mammalia; Artiodactyla; Cervidae. The record is from the annotation of a GenBank genome assembly.